AGCCUGGCCUGUGUUAACGAGAGAGUUAAACUCACACCCUGUCGAGACAUCAACCAGGAAAUCCUGCGUAGUUCCACUCAGGCUAUUGAGGCUUCUCACAACUUGAAACAACUCGGCAGCAUUGAGGAGUGCGCCUGCCGCUGGAUGCGCCAAAUAUCCCUGGAAAUUCAAGAAGUGGACAUGGUCCGAGAAGAAUCAGUUAACAGUGGUCCUCACACGGAAGUUCGGUUCUGGAAACAGAGGACAACCCGAUUUAGCUCCCUGCUCAAGCAGCUCGAGGCCACUGAAGUGAAAAACGCGCUUUUGGCGCUGAAAGAAGCACACUCAAAGACCACGGCGGUAUGA
Molecule: messenger RNA, 345 nt
Organism: Dibothriocephalus latus
Lineage: Eukaryota; Metazoa; Platyhelminthes; Cestoda; Diphyllobothriidea; Diphyllobothriidae
Source: the annotation of a GenBank genome assembly